AUGGAAGGGAAUAUUCCGUGGAUUAUUUUGUCAUUUUUAUUGUUCAUGCAUCUUUCCGAAGGUUUUCGUUGCACAGAUAAUUACAGGCCGUGUGAAAACGGAGGGACCUGCAUAGAGUCGCCCCCACGAUGCAUAUGUCGUAUGGGAUUCAUCGGUCCACUCUGUCAGCACCCGGAUCCCUGUCAUCGAUCGCCGUGCCUUAAUGGGGCAGCUUGCAGGAGCCAAGUGGUCAACGGUAUCCCUCAAUAUAGCUGUGUGUGCCAGAGGGGAUUCCGAGGCCAAGACUGCUCACUCAUUGACGCCUGCGCCACGAGUCCAUGUGCCAAUGGUGCCCGCUGUGCCAACUGGAAUAACCACUACAACUGCUCCUGCCCACCGGGCUUCCAGGGAAAGAACUGCCGUAGCGACGUUGACGAGUGCCGUAAACCCGGCGCUUGUCUCAAUGCCGGCCUCUGCCUCAACACCCAUGGGUCUUUCCGCUGCCAAUGCCCGCCCGGGUACAGUGGACGCACGUGCGAGGUGUCCACCCAGCCUUGCGCUCCCUCGCAGUGCCUCAACGGCGGCACCUGUCGCCAGAUCAGCGACCAUUCCUAUGAAUGUGCAUGCCUGCCAGGCUUUGAGGGCCACAACUGUGAGAAUAAUGUGGAUGACUGCCCGGGCCACAAGUGUUUGAAUGGAGGGAUAUGUGUAGAUGGCGUCAACACAUACAAUUGCCAGUGCCCACCUGAAUGGACAGGCCAGUACUGCGCCGAGGACGUCAACGAGUGUCUAAUGCAGCCAAACGCUUGCCACAACGGAGGAACGUGCUUCAACACCAUCGGAGGUCACACGUGUGUCUGCGUCAACGGCUGGAUGGGCGACGACUGCAGCGAGAACAUCGACGACUGCGCCAUAGCCGUUUGCUUCAACGGAGCCACGUGUCACGACAAAGUCGCCUCCUUCUUCUGCGAGUGCCCGGUCGGAAAGACGGGUUUGCUGUGCCACCUGGAGGACGCAUGUGUGAGCAACCCCUGCAACGAGGGUGCCGUGUGCGACACGAAUCCUCUCAACGGGCGUGCAAUUUGCACCUGCCCUGCUGGCUUUGUGGGAGGAGCUUGUAACCAGGACAUGGACGAAUGCAGCAUUGGCGCAAACCCAUGUGAGCACUUUGGGAAGUGCCUCAACACCGAGGGCUCGUUCCAAUGUCAAUGCGGCCGCGGAUACGCCGGGCCACGUUGUGAGAUCGACAUCAACGAAUGCCUAUCCAUGCCCUGUCAGAACGACGCCACUUGCCUUGACCGCAUCGGAGAGUUUACCUGCAUCUGUAUGCCAGGCUACAUGGGCACUUAUUGCGAAACGGACAUAGAUGACUGUGAAAGCAACCCGUGCGUAAACGAUGGAAUCUGUCGGGACAUGGUCAACGGUUUUACGUGCACCUGUCAACCUGGCUUCACCGGCACCAUGUGUCAGAUCGACAUCGACGAGUGCGCCAGCACGCCCUGCCAGAACGGCGCCAAGUGCUACGACCGACCCAACGGCUUCGAGUGCCGUUGCGCCGAAGGUUACGAGGGCACGCUCUGCGAAAGCAACAUCAACAACUGCCAGCCAGACCCGUGCCACCAUGGCACUUGCAUAGACGGCAUCGCUAGCUACACAUGUGAAUGUGACGCCGGCUACACGGGCUACCGAUGCGAGAACCAGCUCAACGAGUGCCACAGUAACCCUUGCCAGAACGGAGGCAAAUGUGUGGACCUGGUCAACAAAUACAUCUGCCAGUGCCAGCAUGGAACAUCAGGCACCAACUGUGAGAUCAAUUUUGACGAUUGUGCCAGCAACCCGUGCGACUACGGCGUCUGCAAAGAUGGCAUCAACCGGUACGACUGCGUUUGCAAGCCUGGCUUCACUGGUCCCAAGUGUAACGUGGAGAUAGACGAGUGUGCUUCGAGCCCCUGUCGAAACGGAGGCACGUGCGUGGAUGAGGAGAACGGCUUCCACUGCCAGUGCCCUGAAGGAUUCAAGCCCCCGUACUGUUACUCGCAGGUGGACGAGUGCGGCAGCAGCCCCUGUGUCCACGGCGCGUGCAGGGAUGACAUCAACGGUUACCGCUGUGACUGUGAGCCCGGCUGGGUUGGGAAGAAUUGCGACCUGGACCGGAACGACUGUUUGCCAAGCCCCUGCCAGAACGCGGGCACCUGCAUCGACCAGCUCAACGGCUUCACCUGCAAGUGUCGCCAGGGCUUUAAAGGCAACCUGUGCCAGGUGAACAUCAACGAGUGCGCGUCCAGUCCCUGUCUGAACAAGGGCACAUGUGUAGAUGGCGUGGCUAGCUUCACCUGUCUGUGCGAGCUGCCCUACAGCGGUCCCACGUGCGCUGAAGUGCUCACUCCGUGUUCACCGAACCCCUGCGCUAAUAAGGCCGUCUGCAACCACACCCCAGACUACCUGGGCUACCAGUGCAACUGCCAGCCCGGUUGGCAAGGGCAACUGUGUAACAGAGAUGUGAAUGAAUGCCUCUCCAAUCCCUGCAAGAACCGCGGCACCUGCUCCAACACGCUCGGGUCUUUUGUGUGCUCCUGCAGGCCCGGCUUCACCGGGCCCACUUGUGACACGGACAUCAACGACUGCUCGCCCAAUCCAUGUCUAAGCGGAGGCUCGUGUGCAGACAGCGUCAAUUCCUUCCACUGCAGCUGCCUGCCGGGUUUCACCGGGCCUCGCUGUGCUUUGGAGAUCAACGAAUGUCAGAGUUUGCCCUGCAAAAACGGUGGCACGUGCACAGACUACGUCAACUCCUACACAUGCACCUGCAGGCCCGGCUUCACCGGCAUCCACUGCGAGAUCAACAUACCGGAUUGCACGGAAAGCUCAUGCUUCAAUGGAGGGACGUGCACAGAUAAGAUCAACGGCUACUCGUGUACAUGCCGCUCAGGCUUCACAGGCUCCCACUGCCAGUACGAGGUCAACGAGUGCGACUCGCAGCCUUGCCUCAAUGGGGGUCUCUGCCAGGAUGCCCUGGAGUCAUUCCGCUGCACGUGCCCCAAAGGCUAUGCUGGCACACGCUGUCAGACACCAGUUGACUGGUGCAGGCGCUCCUCCCCCUGCCAGAACGGAGGACGAUGUCGUCAAAAAGACUCAUCCUAUAUGUGCGACUGCGCUCAUGGCUGGUCCGGACGUUACUGCGACAUCCCAAGGGUCUCCUGUGAGAUGGCAGCUCGCCAAAGAGGAAUCCAGACGGAUGAGCUGUGCCACCACGGUGGCCACUGCGUCAACACGGGCAACACUCACUACUGCAAGUGUCCAGGCGACUACACUGGCAGCUACUGCGAGAGCCAAGUGGACCAUUGCGAGGACAAACCCUGUCGCAACGGCGCCACCUGCAGGGGAUACGUUGGAGGAUACCAGUGUGACUGUAUGCCUGGUUUCACUGGCCAAAACUGUGAGCUGGAAAUCAACGAAUGUCAGUCUCACCCUUGUCAGAACGGAGGCACUUGCAUCGACCUGGUCGGACAUUACAUCUGCUCCUGUCCUCCUGGCACACUUGGUGUACUCUGCGAGAUCAACGAAGACGACUGCGCUCCGCCUAUGAGACCUCGUAGCGCUUCCCCUAAAUGCCUCAACAACGGCACCUGCGUGGACCGAGUGGGCGGCUACCGCUGCAACUGUCCGCCCGGGUUUACUGGCGAGCGCUGCGAGGGGGACAUCAACGAGUGUCUCUCUAACCCUUGCAGCCCCUCUAAUAGCCUGGACUGCAUCCAGAUGCCCAAUGACUACCAGUGUGUCUGCAAGACUGGUUUCACAGGUCGAAGGUGUCAAAACAGGUUCAGUGCAUGUGAAUCUCAUCCUUGUCAAAACGGAGGAGCAUGCUCAGCAUCCAGUUCUGUUGUUGGCUAUACGUGCACGUGUCAGCUUGGUUACACGGGACCCAACUGCGAGCGAAGCAUGUCCUGCCGCGAGCUGUCUUGCUACAAUGGCGGAAGCUGCGCUCUCACCACCCGCGGGGCACGCUGUACCUGUCUGCCCGGCUACGGCGGGCCGCAGUGUGCACACCGCAGCAACGAGGGCUGCUCCUCACAGCCUUGUCGCAACGGCGGCCUGUGCACAGAGGAGACGGCCUUCCCGUUCUUCCACUGUCAAUGUCCCAGCGGCUGGACGGGCAAACGCUGCGAGCAGGCCGGGAGAGUGAACGAGACCCCGGCCCCGUCGUGCCCGCUGGCCGACUGCCACGGCAAGGCCAACGACGGCGUGUGCGAUAAGGAAUGCAGCACUUUGGCUUGCCGCUGGGAUGGGGGUGACUGCUCCCUGGCGGUCAAUCCUUGGGCCCGCUGCGCCGACCCUCGCUGUUGGAGGGGCUUCAACAAUAGUCAGUGCGACAUGUCGUGCAAUAACGCAGACUGCCUCUAUGACAACUUUGACUGCAAAACCAAGGAGAAAGUUUGCAAUCCAAUAUACGAAACCUACUGUAUCGACCACUACGCCGACGGCCUGUGUGACCAAGGUUGCAACACGGAGGAGUGCGGCUGGGACGGCCUGGACUGCGCUCAAAAGGUUCCUGAAGACAUUGUGGACGGCGCCUUGGUCCUGGUGGUGCUGCUGCCCCCGGAGGAGCUUCUCCGCACCAGCACGGCCUUCCUGCUCAAGCUGAGCGCCAUCCUUCACACCACGUUGCGCUUCCGGCUAGACCACAACGGCGAGGCAAUGAUCCGGCCCUACACCCGGCGGGAGGCGAGGCUAAAGCGGGAGCUGCAGCCUCAGCAGGAAAUCAUUGGCUCCAUAGUGUACUUGGAAAUCGACAACCGCUUGUGUAACGAAGACUGCUUCCCAUCGCCCGAGAGCGCCGCCGACUACCUCGGAGCCUUGUCGGCCGUCGAAAUGCUCCGCUUCCCGUACCCGCUCAAAGAAGUCCGGGGUGAAAAAAUUGUGGACGAAGUGGACCCGAUUCCUCAAUGGGGCAAGAUAAUGCUGGUCAGCAUCGCCUCGCUUUUCCUGCUGGUCAUCAUGAUUAUUGGAAUGCUGAUUACCCGAAGAAAGCGAGAGCACAGCACGCUGUGGUUCCCUGAGGGGUUUUUCCUCAAGAAGGAACCCAGCAGCAAUAAGAACCGAAGGGAGCCGGUGGGCCAGGAUGCUCUCGGAAUGAAACAUAUGCCCAAAACUGUCGAGGAAUCUCUGCUCGGAGAUCACAGCGACCAGUGGAUAGAAGCCGACUGUCCAGAGCCCAAACGACUGAAGAUGGAAGAGCCAAGCAUGCUGUCAGACGGCGAGGACGCUGUUGACAGCCGACAGUGGACGCAGCAUCACCUGGCGGCGGCGGACAUCCGGGUGCCGCCCACCAUGGCGCUCACACCUCCACAAGGAGAGUUUGAAAGUGACUGCAUGGACGUUAAUGUCCGGGGACCAGAUGGUUUCACUCCGCUGAUGCUGGCGUCGUUCUGCGGUGGUGGCCUGGAGUCUGAGGUCGCCGCCGAAGACGAUGAGACCGAGGAGUGCUCAGCCAACAUUAUUUCGGACCUCAUCUACCAAGGCGCGUCGCUAGCCGCCCAAACGGAUCGCACGGGUGAGACGGCGCUCCACCUGGCCGCCCGCUACGCCCGUGCCGAUGCCGCUAAGAGACUCCUGGACGCCGGGGCGGAUGCCAACGCUCAAGACAACACGGGACGGUCGCCGCUGCAUGCCGCCGUGGCCGCUGAUGCCCAAGGAGUGUUCCAGAUCCUCAUCCGAAACAGGGCCACAGAUCUGGACUCGCGCAUGUACGACGGCUCCACUGCGCUCGUACUGGCCGCCAGGCUGGCGGUGGAGGGAAUGGUGGAGGAACUCAUCACUUGCCAUGCAGAUGUCAAUGCAGUUGAUGAACUGGGUAAGUCUGCUCUGCACUGGGCCGCGGCCGUUAACAACGUGGACGCAACUGUCGCCUUGCUGAAGAACGGCGCGAAUAAAGACAUGCAAGAUCUCAAGGAAGAGACGCCUCUGUUCUUAGCGGCUCGCGAGGGAAGUUGCGAGGCGGUCAAAGUUCUGCUGGCCCACUUCGCCAACCGGGAGAUUACGGAUCACAUGGACAGGCUGCCCAGAGACAUCGCGCAAGAGCGCAUGCACCACGACAUCGUGCAGCUCCUGGACGAGUACAACACAGUGAGGAGCCCCCAGGGCCACAGCGGGCCCGGACUCCACCUUUCUGGCGGGCACACACUGUCACCCCUCAUGUGCCCGCCCAGCGCCUUCCUGCCCAGCCUGAAGAGUACCCCGCAAGGCAAGAAAAACCGGCGGCCGGGAGCAAAAGGCUCCGGGCUGGGUGGUCAGCACGCCGGCGGUCUGAAGGACUCUGUCAAAGCCCGCAACAAGAAGCUAACCUUGGACAUGCAAAGCGCCUUGCUGGAGAGCUCGGUCACCCUAUCCCCGGUGGACUCGCUGGACUCGCCCCACGGCGGGGCCAGCAACGCCGGCUACAUCACCAACCCCACGUCCCCGGUGGCCAUGCCGUCGGCAGGGCUCUUCCACUCGUCCAUGUCGGUGCCCGGCACGCCCAUGGUGCACGCAGGCAUGCUGGACGCCGGCGGCGGACCCUUCGCCGUGUCGCUGGCACAGCUCAACGACCUGGGCAACGUGUCCCUGCAGGGCCGCGUGGCGCCUGACAUGGGGCGCGGCUAUGUCCUGAGCCCGUCGGGCCAGAUGGGGCUCAACCUAGUGAGCCCCGUCAGCGUGCCCUUCGACUGGCACGCCCGGGCGCCCGUCACCCAGUGCGGCCAGCAGGUGCUGAGCCUGGUGCAGAACGGCCAGCCCUCGGUCAUGCGCCCGCCCGGCCCGGCCGUGCAGCAGCAGAGCAUGCUGAUGCACCAGCAGCAGAUGUACCGCGGCGCCAUGUUGCAACCCACGCCCGUGGGCUCCACGCCCAGCGUGAGCCCGGUCAAGCUGCCCUCCAUCACCGAGCAGCAGGUCAUGGGCCACAACAUGAGCGGCCAGCAGAAUCUGCCCCGCGUGGCCUCGUCCACACCGCCCACGCCGCAGACCUCGCAAGCCCCGCCGCCACCCCCUUUCUUUCAGCAGCCUGCCCCUCAAGCCCCGCCGGGCGUGGCCCCGCCCGUUCAAGCCCCGCCCCACCAGGAAGAUUACCCUACCCCACCGUCGCAACACAGCUAUACGUCGACGCUCGACGCCACGCCCAAGCAUUACCUGCACCUUCCCACCGAGCACCCCUACCUGACCCCCUCGCCCGAGUCGCCCGAGGCCUGGUCCAGCCCCUCCCCUCAGUGCGUGUCCGACUGGUCAGACUCCACGCCCAGCCCUGCCGUCGCAGGCUCCGCCCAGACCCAAAUCCCCCAAGUCACAGAGGCCAACAAAAACAUGCAGGUGUUUGCUUAA
Nerophis lumbriciformis (worm pipefish) is the source of this 7326-nucleotide messenger RNA. The record is from RefSeq and is a predicted model, not a curated record. NCBI's taxonomy places the organism in Eukaryota, Metazoa, Chordata, Actinopteri, Syngnathiformes, Syngnathidae.